Caenorhabditis briggsae is the source of this 909-nucleotide messenger RNA. Gene Ontology annotation, biological process: embryo development. The record is from RefSeq and is a predicted model, not a curated record. Bases 1 to 909 code for a protein of 302 amino acids. Gene Ontology annotation, molecular function: protein binding. The transcript is spliced from 4 exons. NCBI's taxonomy places the organism in Eukaryota, Metazoa, Nematoda, Chromadorea, Rhabditida, Rhabditidae.
AUGAAGCUCUCCAAAUUUCCGUACUUGGUCCAGCAGGAGGUACUCAGCAAUAUGGCGUCUUCACAUCUAUUCCUCCUUUCCUUUGUUUCCAAAAAUAUGAAAGCGUUGAUCAAAUCGUCUCAAGUCGCAAGAUUCAAAAACGUAAUUCACAUUAAAUAUAACUGUAUGGAAACAAAUCAACCGGACGUUGAAGUUUUCUACAGGGACGCUUGGGACCCGAUUGUGAAAAUUGCUGAGGAGGGGACGAGAACUGAUGGUUUUCAGUUGACCGUGUCUGGAAAGUUGAUCGAUUUUCGAAUAUUUUAUCUGAUUUUGUGGAGUUCCAAAAUGAUUCAAAUGAUUCUUAAAAAAUUAAUUAGUGGUUAUAGAUUCAUGUAUGGUCCUUUUCCGGAAGAAAAAAUGUCAAAAAUGUUCGGAAGGGACGCCAGAGCAGACCACAUAAAAUUCAGUCCGGAGUCCGAAUUCUAUCAGGCAGAAUCCAUGAAAGUAGAUCAGUACGAACACACGAUUCCUGCAGUAUUACAGCAUUUUCAAGGAAGACAGGCAUUUAUAAGAUGUCGUUAUUGCAAAAUUUCGGAUUUGAUAGGGUUUGUGAAUGAAUGGAAAACAGGAAAAGGAUUUCAAAGACUGGAAUAUUUGGAAAUUCGAAUCAGAUCUUUUGAUGAAGGUCUUCCCCAAAACGAAAUUCUAGACGGAAUUGGAGCAAAAUAUAUUGCGCAACGAAAUCACCACCAACGCAUGUUUUGCCGAAAGUUUACCUUGAUUAUCCCUAUUCUAAACCGAAUACAGACCGAAUCAUCAGCCACACAUACGUCGUUAGAGAAACAGAUGGUCAUGUGGCGUCUAUUCGGAUUUUUGGGGAAACUCUAUGGUUUGGAGUAUGGAACAAAACAGAGUAGCAGUUUUUGA